Molecule: messenger RNA, 9689 nt
Organism: Sceloporus undulatus (fence lizard)
Lineage: Eukaryota; Metazoa; Chordata; Lepidosauria; Squamata; Phrynosomatidae
Gene: KIF21B
Product: kinesin family member 21B
Exons: 35
Coding region: 290-5215 (1641 amino acids)
Biological process (GO): mitotic spindle organization; microtubule-based movement
Molecular function (GO): ATP binding; microtubule binding; microtubule motor activity
Source: RefSeq, a predicted model, not a curated record
GCCGCCAGUCCCGGUGGCGCUGCCGGGGAGGCAGGAGGGGAGCCCUGGCUCUGGCUGAGUGGUGCUGCUGCGGAGGAGGAGGAACAGAAGGAAGGGCGCCCGCCCGCCAUGUCCUCCUCCUGCUCUGCGUCGGGCGGGCUCCCAGCCUGGGGCUCUUGCUAGCCUGGUCUUGGCCCCCCGGGCUCCAUGGUGGUUGAGGCGGAGGAGGCUUCGCGGGGAGCAAGAAGGAGGAAGAGAGGGAGGAGAAGGAGGAGAAGAAGAAGAAGAAGGAGAGGAGGAGGAGGAGGGCAUGGCUGCCCAGGGGGACAGCUGCAGCGUCAAGGUGGCCGUGAGGAUCCGUCCUCAGAUGCCAAAGGAGAAGAUCGAAGGAUGUCACAUCUGCACCUCAGUAACACCUGGAGAACCUCAGGUACUCCUGGGAAAGGACAAAGCCUUUACUUACGACUUCGUCUUCGAUCUGGAUACUUGGCAGGAGCAGAUCUAUACAACCUGUGUGGGCAAGCUUGUUGAGGGCUGUUUCGAAGGAUACAAUGCCACAGUGUUGGCGUAUGGUCAGACAGGUGCAGGUAAGACGUACACCAUGGGCACUGGCUUUGAUAUGAACAUCUCUGAAGAAGAAAAUGGCAUAAUUCCACGGGCCAUUUCCCACCUAUUUAGUGGUAUAGAGGAGCGCAAGAGAGCAGCACAGGAACAAGGUGUGCCAGCACCAGAGUUCAAAGUUAGUGCACAGUUCUUGGAGUUGUAUAAUGAGGAGAUCCUGGACCUCUUUGAUAGCACACGUGACCCUGAUUCCCGCCACCGGAAGUCAAACAUCAAAAUCCAUGAAGAUACCAGUGGUGGGAUCUACACUACGGGUGUUACAUCACGUCUCAUUGGCUCGCAGGACGAGCUGAUUCAGUGCCUGAAGCAGGGUGCUCUGUCCCGAACCACAGCCAGCACCCAGAUGAAUGUCCAGAGCUCCCGCUCCCAUGCUAUCUUCACUAUCUACCUUUGCCAAAUGCGUGUGUGCUCUCCUGUACACUUGGUGAAUGGAGACACAAAUAGCCUCCUUGAGGGAUCCCAGCCUACCAGUGAGUACGAGACACGAACUGCCAAAUUUCAUUUUGUUGACCUGGCUGGCUCAGAGAGGUUGAAGCGGACAGGUGCUACAGGCGAGAGAGCCAAAGAAGGGAUCUCCAUCAAUUGUGGUUUGUUAGCACUGGGAAAUGUCAUCAGUGCUCUUGGUGAUCAGAGCAAGAAAGCCCUGCAUGUGCCCUACCGAGAUUCAAAAUUGACACGGCUCCUUCAAGACUCCCUUGGUGGGAACAGCCAAACUAUAAUGAUUGCCUGUGUGAGCCCUUCAGACCGGGACUUUAUGGAGACCCUGAACACCCUUAAGUAUGCCAAUCGUGCUCGCAACAUCAAGAACAAAGUGGUGGUGAAUCAGGAUAAGACAAGUCAGCAGAUCAGUGCCCUGAGAGCUGAGAUUGCUCGGCUUCAAAUGGAGCUCAUGGAGUACAAAGCGGGUAAGCGUGUCAUUGGAGAGGAUGGCUCAGAUGGCUACAGUGACCUGUUUCAUGAGAACGCCAUGCUUCAAAAGGAGAACACCACUUUGCGUAUGCGGGUAAAAGCAAUGCAAGAAGCUAUUGAUGCAAUCAAUAUACGGGUUACCCACUUGAUGAGUCAGGAAGCAAACCUGAUUCUUGCCAAGGCAGGUGAUGGCAAUGAGGCUAUUGGUGCUCUGAUCCAGAAUUACAUUCGGGAAAUUGAGGAGCUCAGAACAAAACUCCUGGAGAGUGAAGCUAUGAAUGAGUCACUGCGUCGCAGUCUGUCACGUGUUUCAUCUAGGCUUCCCUAUUCACUGGGCUUAUCUCCAGGGCCUGGAAUGGGGACAACUAAUAGUCCUGUUGCCUCUGUACAAGCAGAAGUCUCUGAGGUCCUCCAGUGGGCCAAACAAGACUUGGAACGGCUGAAGAAGGAAACUAAGCAACAAAGGAAAAGCCCAGAGAAAGAAAGCUUUAAGAAAAGGUUGAAGCUGCAGCAGGGAAAUGAGGCAGAUGAGACAGAUGAGAAUGAGGUGGAAGAGGAAGAACGAGAAGAAAGUGGUUGUGAGGAAGAAGGGGGUCAGGAAGAAGAAGAGGAAGAAGAUUCAGGAAGUGAAGAAAGCCUGGUGGAUUCUGAUUCAGAUGCUGAAGAAAAGGCAGCAAAUUUCCAGGCUGAUCUGGCUGACCUGACCUGUGAGAUUGAGAUCAAACAGAAACUAAUAGAUGAACUGGAGAACAGCCAAAGGCGCCUGCAGACACUGAAGCACCAGUAUGAAGAGAAGCUGAUUCUGCUGCAGAACAAGAUCCGUGACACACAAUUGGAGAGGGACAGGGUCCUGCAGAAUCUCAGCUCUAUGGAGUGUUACACUGAAGAGAAAGCCAACAAGAUCAAAGCAGACUAUGAGAAACGUUUACGGGAGAUGAAUAGGGAUCUGCAGAAAUUACAGGCAGCCCAGAAAGAACAUGCUCGCCUCCUGAAGAACCAGUCUCGAUAUGAGCGAGAGUUGAAGAAGCUGCAUGCGGAAGUGGCAGAGAUGAAGAAAGCCAAGGUGGCACUAAUGAAACAAAUGCGUGAGGAGCAGCAGAGGCGGAGACUGGCAGACACCAAAAGGAAUCGGGAGAUUGCCCAGUUAAAGAAAGAGCAGCGCAGGCAAGAGUUUCAGAUCCGAGCACUAGAAUCUCAGAAGCGCCAGCAGGAGAUUGUACUGCGCAGGAAAACCCAAGAGGUCUCUGCUCUGCGUCGUCUGACCAAACCUAUGUCUGACCGGGUUGCUGGGAGGAUGAACCAGAAGCAAGCCAUGGUGGACUCAGGUGCUGAGGUCUCUACUAGUACCACUUCCUCAGAGCAAGAAUCUGGUUCUCGUUCUGUUUCCAGUAUUGUGCGCCAGUGGAAUCGAAAAAUCAAUACCUUUCUAGGAGACUCCCCUCCUUCUGCAAAUGGGACCCGAACCAUCAGGAAGAAGUUCCCAAAGAAAGGGGCAAACCAGACCUUCAGUAAAACAGCCCGCCUAAAGUGGCAGUCGCUGGAGCGCCGUGUUUUUGACAUUGUCAUGCAGAGGAUGACAGUCAUCAAUCUUGAAUCUGAUAUGGAGCGGCUCAUCAAGAAACGUGAAGAACUGUCACUGAUGCAGGAGAUGCUCCUAGGGAAGAGAGAAAAACUGCAGUCAGAAAACCCUGAAGAGCAGAAGGGGCUGCAGGAGCUGAACGAAGAGAUUGAAGUGUUAGCAGCCAACAUUGACUACAUUAAUGACAGCAUUUCUGACUGCCAGGCCACCAUCAUGCAGAUUGAGGAAACUAAGGAAGAACUGGAUUCUACAGACACCUCUGUGGUGAUCAGCUCCUGCUCUUUGGCUGAGGCAAGGCUUUUGCUGGACAAUUUCCUUAAGGCAUCCAUAGACAAGAGUCUACAAGUAGCCCAGAAGGAAGCUCAAAUCCGUUUGCUGGAAGGACGCUUGAAACAAACAGAUGUAACUGGGUCCUCUCAGAACCAUCAUAUCCUGGAUGCCCUGCGGGAAAAAGCAGAAUCUCACCCUGAGCUACAGGCACUUAUACACAAUGUACAGCAAGAAAAUGGUUAUGCCAGCACAGAUGAGGAAAUCUCCGAGUUCAGUUUGGCCUCAGAGGGGAGCUUUUCCCAGUCUUUCUCCAUGAAGGGCUCUGCCAGUCAGGAUGACUUCAAGUGCAGGGGAGAGCCCAAGCUUUCUGGGCAGAUGAAGGCUGUGUCUGCAGAGUGCCUGGGGCCCACACUGGACAUCACUACCAAGAACAUCACCAAGUCGUUAGCAUCACUCAUGGAAAUCAAAGAGGAUGGCAUUGGAUUCUCUAUCCGUGACCCUUACUACAAAGAAAGGGUCUCCCGCACCAUCAGCCUUCCUAUCCGAGGGAGCACAUUCCCCCGACAGUCCCGUGGUGCAGACACAUCACCCCUCACGAGAAGAAAGUCAUAUGACCGGGGUCAGCCCAUCAGAAACCCGGAUGUUGGAUUCACUCCUCCCUCAUCCCCUCCUAGCAGACCACGGAAUGACCGCAAUGUCUUCUCUCGCCUCACCAGCAACCAGAGUCAAGGCUCGGCUCUAGACAAGUCUGAUGACAGUGACUCCUCUGUCUCGGAGGUGCUGAGGGGCAUCAUUAACCCAGUGGGAGGCUCCAGGAGUGCCCGGACAGCCCCACUACAGUGCAUCUCUGUGGCAGAGGGACACACCAAGCCUGUUCUGUGCCUGGAUGCUACUGAUGAAUUGUUGUUUUCUGGAUCCAAAGAUCGAAGCUGCAAAAUGUGGAACUUAGUGACUGGCCAGGAAAUUGCCUCUUUGAAAGGCCACCCAAACAAUGUUGUCUCCAUAAAAUACAGCAGCCAUUCUGGCCUGGUAUUCACAGUCUCUACCUCUUAUAUCAAAGUGUGGGACAUUCGGGAUUCUGCAAAGUGUAUCCGCACUCUCACUUCAUCCGGCCAGGUGAUUGCUGGUGAUGCCUGUGCUGGAACCACUACCCGCACCAUCACCAGUGUGCAAGGAGAGCACCAGAUCAACCAGAUUGCACUUAACCCCACAGGCACUACUCUUUAUGCAGCCACUGGCAAUUCUGUCCGCAUCUGGGAGCUGAACAGGUUCCAGCCCAUUGGGAAGCUGACAGGCCAUAUUGGUCCUGUUAUGUGUCUCACAGUGAACAGGACUCCAAGCAACCAUGACCUGGUCAUCACAGGAUCUAAAGAUCAUUAUGUCAAGAUGUUUGAGAUUGCAGAAGGGGUUGGUGGGAAUGUUGGCCCUACUCACAACUUUGAGCCUCCACAUUAUGAUGGCAUUGAGUGCCUAGCUAUUCAGGGAGAUGUUCUCUUUAGUGGCUCCAGGGACAACGGGAUCAAGAAGUGGGACCUGGAGCAGCAGGAGCUCAUUCAGCAAAUCCCUAAUGCACACAAAGACUGGGUCUGUGCUUUGGCCUUUGUGCCCAGCCGACCUAUGCUGCUGAGCGCCUGCCGUGGUGGAACAGUGAAGGUCUGGAAUGUUGAUAACUUCACAACUGUUGGGGACAUCAAGGGACAUGACAAUCCGAUCAAUGCCAUCUGCACCAAUUCCAAACACAUAUUCACAGCUUCCAGUGACUGCCGGGUAAAGUUAUGGAAUUACGUGCCUGGGCUCACCCCCUGCCUUCCACGACGUGUCCUUGCCAUCAAGGGCCGUGCCACCAGUCUGCCUUGACCCUCCUCCUGUCUUCUUCUUCUCUCCUGCUUACUUUUUCUUACUCUGUUUUCCCUCCCCCACUUCUUUCUGUACCCUACCCCUCUCUCUGCGAGCUGAUCUCAGCUACUUCCUAACGGUAUGCAAUGAUUACUUGCUUUUCUUUCCUUUUAGGGCAGCAUGUGAAGGUGUUUUCCAAGGGAGGCAUGACUCCCUACUAGUCCACCUCCAAAGUAGAAAUCCUUUCUCACUCUGCUCCCUGAUUUGCUGUCACAGUCACAUUGCUAAAGCUGCAUGCUUCACUUAGCAGUCUGCCCCAGUCUGUGAAAUAAAAGAAACUUACUUCUAUCAGAAGUUCUAUCAAACUGGCUCACGUUUGAUAUAUAAGGGUCACUGGUAAUUCAGUGAAAGGGGCACAUGGUUUUCUGAGGUGGCACUCCAAGCCAUCUUCCUUUGUAGCCUUGUUCUGCAGUAAGCAAAGGUAUUGGAAUUCCACAAAUAGAAGAGCUUUUGGGAAUCAUAAAAGGACAAAAAGAAAUGAGAGAGGCCAAGAUCUUUUUGUCUAUUAUUAUUACUGCUUACGGACACACUAACAUAACCUGAUGUUACAGACUGUCGUUAAAUGGAAUGUCAUGUUAAACAUGCUUUUUAAAAAGCAUGCCUAAACUGGCCCAUUUUAGUUUGAAGGAAAAAGCAGUUGCACAGGAAUCUGGAGGAAGGAUGCAAAUAGCAGCUGUUGAGGGAUUUGGAACAGGAAAUCAGUAUGAAGCAUGAAUCAACUUGGGGACCCCCAAAGCUGCUUUUCUUCAGAAAGCUUUAUGCUUCAGAAUGAAUGCGGCCAAGAAAGCAUGCCUUUUACAAGCAUCUAGUCUUGUCCUAUGUCUCCCCUUUCCCCUUUGAACUUUACAGGUUUCAUAUUCUUACUUUUUCCCCCCCUUGUUCCCCAGUGACUGGACAGUGAAGCUCUGGAGUGCAAGGAAGCUACAGAAGAGCAACAUCUAGAAGCUGGGAAAAGACUAGACAUGAUGACCACAGUGGGGAUUACAAGAAGGCAGAGGCAGUGCCCUUGUGGAGCCAUCUUUUCUGGGGCUAAAAUGUAGUAUUUAGCUUCACACUGGAAUAUCAUAUGCUUGAAGCUUUGGGAACAGAUGGCAGGCUGGUUUUUAGGUAUUAUGUAUACCAGCAUGUGUUUGGGUUAGGUGGUGCAAAGAAAUCUCCUUUCCUUUACCAUUUUCAUGUGUGGUAGGAAUUUGCAAUGUUAACAGAAAGAUAAAAUGAAAUCAUACUUGGAAUUGCUAACAAGGGAAGAAGGUGAGACAUUUGAAAGUUUCUCAAGUCAUCAGAAUUCAUUCACCACGUAAAUAGACCUCUGCUAAGAUGGAUGACAGGCUCUGCAAAAUACAUUAUUUUCAAUUUAUAGGCCAGAGAUUUUAUCAAGGAAAGAGGAGAAAGAUUUUUGCCGUAUCCCACCAUAUCUUAAAGAGUUAUGCCUACAAUCUCCUGUUACCAAGAUUAUAAGGUCUAUCAGUGAAACUGACAGGUAGCAAUCUAAGCAUGCUAACUGCUUGUAUGGCUGAUUGUCAGGUUUUAGAGAAUAUUUCUUGCUCUAGUUAGAUAUUUCAUAUAUUGUUAUUUUUAAAGGGGGAAGGGUGGGGAGAAGUGAUGACAAAAGUGCUACCUUGAUUUGAUCACAUGUGAGGUAUUUCUGUUUUCACUCCAAAAAAUAGAACUUGCCCAAAAGGUUUUCAUUUUGAGUUACCAGCUGACUGACAUAUUGCUUUUUGCAUGUUAAAAGAACACAAAUCCAUUGUUACAUUGAGAACUACAACACUGGUGAGUUAUCUUCUGUGGCAUCAGGAUUUUUUUUUUACAGAUUAAUUUCUGUACUUCUGCCUCAAACCAGAGGUUAUAACACAGGACACUUAUUUUCAUUGUUCUGAAUAUGCAACAAAAAAAGUCUUCAGCUUCUGGAGUAUACUUUGGAGUAUACUUUGGAUUCUCACUCUAAAAUUCUUCUCAAGUUGCCUGGCAAAUUCAAAAACAUUUUAGAUUGCAGAGCUGUUCACUUUGCUCUCUUCCAGUCACAAAAUGGAUGUUGUUAUAGAAAAUUAUCCUUUCCCCUCAAAUGGAGAAAGGACCCUUUUGUCUGGGAACAGAAAAGUAUGUUUAUCAUGGUGGUGGUGGUGAGCUUUCCCUUCAGCUUUCAAGCAGGAUAAGAAACUGGGACCUCCUUACAAGGAUAUGGCAAUACAUCCUGGAGGGAAGAAUAGACUUUCCCUUGAAGAAAAAGAGCCUGUGACCUUAAUCCCACUAUCCCAUUGUCUCCUUUUGUUUACAUCUAUUUGAAACGCAGAGAUAUUGGCUUGUUCAUAUUUAUAUUCUUGUUGUCAUAAGGAAAAUAAUCAGGAGAGGCUUGCCUCUCUAUGCUUCACUCAGCUUGAAUUUCCCUGUACGUUUUUCAGCCCACUUGAGUUUACCAAUGGGCAAGCACUUGGUGUAAGAAUCACUCUGUGAAGGAAGGAGCAGUUUUCACCAGUGUGGAACAUAGCAGAGCUGCUCAGACCUCCCCAAGAAAUUUAUCCUUUCCCUCACUUGGAUGGUAGUAUGUUUUAUACUUAAAUUCUCAUCACACAUCGGAUUAAAUUCACCUCAUGGCCAGAAGACUUGGGAAAAGCAGGACAUUGAUAUGGACAAGCAGGUUGAAACAAUCUUGCCUCCUGGAUGCUUCAGGCUAUUUGACAGCAUUGUCCCUGGUUUGUAUGAGUCUUUUGCUCUAAGAAAUUGGGCUGGAUGUGAACUUUGUCCACUUACAGACAGUGCGAAGACCCCACUUCUAUAUGGUGAAGCUGUGGAUUCUUCCAUCUGAGUAGGAAGUUGUACUGUAAUUUUGUAUGAGUGUUUAAAAGGUUCUGCAUAUUGUCUUGUGCAUUAUUUGGGGAGGGGGGGUAGCAGGAUGGAGAGGGGUUUGCAUAUGAGUGAGUUAUUCAAAGAGGAUGAGGGCUUGUUUUGAGUUAACCUACCUCAUGGUCUAAGGUAUUUGGGAUUUUUGUUUGUCUGUUUUUCAUGUCAAUGAAACUUGAAUUGGUCUGGGGAACGCACAUUAAUACUGACCCUGGUUUCUCAGUUUAAGAGUUCAAACAACAAAAUCAAGGCAAGUUGUGAACAGCUGGCUCAGUGCUUUCUCUUCACAGCUGGUUGGUUGGUUAUGUUCAAGUCCAAGAUUGGUUGUAUUUCCACCAACUGCACCAUUUUAAUAAGCUGUUCUUAAAUAUUAUGCCUGUUACUUAUUGAAUCAUGUUGUCUUUUAAAUCUUUUGACCUGUCAUUCUGGACUGAGAUAGGAGCGGACUCAGAUGUUUAAGGCUUGGAAGAGAUACCGUCUUCCACUGAUAAUGAAAUAGGCACAAUCCCCAUUCCCCUCACAUAGCUACCUAAGCUAUUUGGCUGGUAUUUAGGGAAGCUUGUAGUCACCUGUGAAUGUUUUUUACCUGCAAAAACUUAGGAAUAGAUUGUGAAUUAGCUGCACACAUUUCACCUAAAGCCUUCCUAUAUUUUUGUAGGAGGCUUGUGUAGAAUAAAGAAUAUGAAAUGUCCUAUAAAAUAAUACUUGAGAUAACUGAAUCAGUCUGCCAUAGGGCACUGUUCUUAUCUGUUAAAUUAUUGACCAUAUUGCCAUACAGUCCCAUGUGUCUCCUCAUACUGAAGAAACCCCAGGCACUCUUUAUUUCUUUUCCUUUUCCUUUCAUUCUUUUUACUCCUGUUCCCAUGGAUGUGGCAGAAAGUGCAAAUCUCUAGAAUUGGAAAUUGGGUACAAUCUGGGAAGGCCAUUUUAUUGGAAUUAAGUAGCGUUUGCCCUCCUGGGAAUAGUACUUGAAGCACAUGGUGGAAAGGAUUAAAAAUAACAAAAGCUGAAAAUCUCAUCUAUUUCAAGUGGCCUAUUGAUGUUUAUCAAUAGGACACUGUAAUGAGACUCUAGGGUGGCUUUAUAUAAUCUUCUUAGGUCAUCCAGCAACACUGGGAGAUUUCAGCCAUACUAAUAUGGUGUCCCAAAGGCACAACUUUUCAAUUAAAAGAGGCCUCAUGGUGAUAGAGUAAUGUACAAUUUCCUUGCAUUCCAAAAAGAGGAACUGUAGGGAAGGUCCUUAUGCACAUAAAUAACCUAAGACUUGGCUGCUUACUGCACCAGUUGGUCUCUGUGUACUAAACUUUGUUUCAAAAAGCACGUGCCUUUUCUUGGCCUGAAAGGGUUUUUUGUUUUGUUUUUGGUGGGUAUUUUUAAUAAAAGGCUGGUGCUUGUUUGGGGAUUCUGUGAGGAGCUGUAUCAUCUGGCAUAAUGGUCUUUUGUGUGGGUGGGUGUGAAUGUAUGUAUGUAUGAAAGGAUAAGGUAUGUACUAUUUUAUACCUCUGUGUAAAUACUGUAAGUUAUUUAAGGUUCUGGGUGUACAUGGUUUUCCAAUGAACGUGUUUGUUUUCCCUCUUAUUAAAUAAAUUUAUGA